AUGACAGGCUCAUUGACGCCGUCUCGUAGGCCAACCUCUGGGCUGUAAAUGAUGUUAUAACUACGCAUAUAUCAUCAGGUUUGUGCCUGACACACCGCCCUCACACAGUGUCAGGGAUUCGUUUAUCUGCACUUUGAUGAUCGUUCGUUGUGAUGCGAAAUGUAUGUAUUUUCAUUCUGUUGUAGACACCGUGGACAACUGGGAUGAGAAGAAGCUGGAGGAAGUUGAGAAGAAGAAGGAACAUGGAGAGAGAGAGAAGAAGAAGGAACAUGGAGAGGGAGAGAAGAAGAAGAACCAUGGAGAGGGAGAGAAGAAGAAGGAACAUGGAGAGGGAGAGAAGAAGGAACAUGGAGAGGGAGAGAAGAAGAAGAACCAUGGAGAGGGAGAGAAGAAGAAGGAACAUGGAGAGGCAGAGAAGAAGAAGGAACAUGGAGAGGGAGAGAAGAAGAAGGAACAUGGAGAGGGAGAGAAGAAGAAGGAACAUGGAGAGGCAGAGAAGAAGAAGAACCAUGGAGAGGGAGAGAAGAAGAAGCCAAAACUCAACAAACUCAGAUUGUACCUAUCAACAAACAAAUUACCGGUAGGCUAAAUAUUGUAACAAUGUUUGUUACAUGUUUGUUACAUGUUUGUUACAUGCUUGUUACAUGCUUGUUACAUGCUUGUUACAUGCUUGUUACAUGUUUGUUACAUGUUUGUUACAUGCUUGUUACAUGUUUGUUACAUGCUUGUUACGUGUUUGUUACAUGCUUGUUACAUGCUUGUUACAUGUUUGUUACAUGUUUGUUACAUGCUUGUUACAUGCUUGUUACAUGCUUGUUACAUGUUUGUUACAUGCUUGUUACACGUUUGUUACAUGCUUGUUACAUGUUUGUUACAUGUUUGUUACAUGCUUGUUACAUGCUUGUUACAUGUUUGUUACAUGUUUGUUACAUGUUUGUUACAUGCUUGUUACAUGCUUGUUACAUGCAUGUUACAUGUUUGUUACAUGCUUGUUACAUGCUUGUUAUAUGUUUGUUACAUGCUUGUUACAUGCUUGUUACAUGUUUGUUACAUGCUUGUUACAUGCUUGUUAUAUGUUUGUUACAUGCUUGUUACAUGCUUGUUACAUGCUUGUUAUAUGUUUGUUACAUGUUUGUUACAUGCUUGUUACAUGCUUGUUAUAUGUUUGUUACAUGUUUGUUACAUGCUUGUUACAUGUUUGUUACAUGUUUGUUACAUGUUUGUUACAUGUUUGUUACAUGCUUGUUACAUGUUUGUUACAUGCUUGUUACAUGUUUGUUACAUGCUUGUUACAUGCUUGUUACAUGUUUGUUACAUGCUUGUUACAUGCUUGUUACAUGUUUGUUACAUGUUUGUUACAUGCUUGUUACAUGCUUGUUACAUGCUUGUUACAUGUUUGUUACAUGCUUGUUACAUGCUUGUUACAUGUUUGUUAAUCUACAUGUUGUUACAUGAUACAUAUUACAACACGUGUUACAUAUUGUAUCUAACAGUGUUUGUUAUUGUUCCAAUGCUUUGCUCUUCUACAAGGUUGACUGAAGUGAUGUUUUCCCCCAUAGGUUUGUAAUUACUUCCUGGAUGCCAUAGAGAACAACAAGUAUGGUUGGUUCUGGGUCUGUCCCGGGUGA
This is a messenger RNA of Coregonus sp. 'balchen', 1628 nucleotides long. The record is from the annotation of a GenBank genome assembly. Lineage: Eukaryota; Metazoa; Chordata; Actinopteri; Salmoniformes; Salmonidae.